GAAAACAUGUUUAUGCAGAUUUUUAUUAGUUAGAGUUUGUGCAGUUUCAAUUCAAAUGGAUUUAGUUGAAGGAACUUGCUGAAAACAAUGAGUAUGAAGUAAUUAUGGUACUAGUUCCAUCCUGCCCGGUACCAGUCAGCUGACCAAGCUGAGUGGAGUCAGCAGCUUUAUGCCCUCCUCUGGUUUCCUGUUGUUGACUGGGAGGAAUCCGUCCAAACUUUGCUAUUCCUGACACAUGUAGCUGCUUCUGUAAACGUGUGGAUAAAGAGGCAGUAAGUUCUGUGUUCUGGAGGCUCCCGCUCAGCUGCAGUCACGAGUUGCCGCCGACAGCAGCCACUUCCUCCUCAGCACACCGACACACGAUGCCUUCCCUGGAAGAGUUCAAGCAGGCUUUGGAAAGUGCAGGGCAGCCUCACGUCCUGCAGUUCUGGCCGGAGCUGAGUGAGGACCAGAGGGACGCUUUCCUCCAGGAGCUGGCCCAGCUGGACCUGCAGGGGCUGAAGGCGCACUGCGAGGCGGCCGCCGCGGCUGUCUCCGCCCCGCCGGCCUGCCUGGACCAGGACAUGGAGCCGCUCCACCCGGACACCGUCGGCAGCGUGAGGAAGAGCGACACAAAGAGUCUGUCAGAGUGGGAAGAGCAAGGCCUGCUGCAAAUCUCAGAGAAUCGUGUUGGAGUCCUGCUCCUGGCUGGAGGUCAGGGGACCCGUCUUGGUGUUCAGUAUCCCAAGGGGAUGUACAAUGUUGGGCUGCCAAGCAGCAAAACCCUGUAUCAGAUUCAAGCAGAGCGUAUUCACAAAAUCCAGGAGAUUGCAGACAGCAAGCAUGGCUCCAAAUGCACUGUACCAUGGUACAUCAUGACCAGUGAGUUCACUCUGACUCCCACCGAGAAAUUCUUUAAGGAGAACAACUACUUUGGCCUGCAGCCAUCAAACGUCAUCAUGUUUGAGCAGAGGAUGAUCCCAGCAGUGACCUUUGAUGGAAAGGUCAUCCUGCAGGGUAAAGGGAAGAUAGCCAUGGCCCCAGAUGGUAAUGGAGGUCUGUACCAGGCACUGCUGGACAAUAAUGUGCUGGAGGACAUGAAGAAGAGGGGAGUGGAGUAUCUGCAUGUUUACUGUGUGGACAACAUCCUGGUCAAGAUGGCCGACCCUGUGUUUAUUGGCUUUUGUGUGAGCAAGGGGGCUGACUGCGGGGCCAAGGUGGUGGAGAAGGCAUAUCCUGCAGAACCGGUGGGUGUGGUUUGCAGAGUGCGAGGGGUCUCCCAGGUGGUGGAGUACAGCGAGAUCAAACCAGAGACGACUGAACUUAGGGGACCUGAUGGGGAAUUUCUCUACUCCGCUGGAAACAUCUGCAAUCACUUCUUUACCAGAACCUUCCUGCAGGACGUGGGAGAGAAAUUCAAGAGCCAACUGAAACAACAUGUUGCCAUUAAGAAAGUACCGUUUAUAGACACAUGUGGCAAUCAAGUGAAGCCUACCAAGCCCAAUGGCAUAAAGAUGGAGAAAUUUGUUUUUGAUGUCUUCCCAUUCUCAAGGAACUUUGUUGUGUUUGAGGUUGUGAGGGAGGAUGAGUUUUCCCCCCUGAAAAAUGCAGACGACGCAGCCAAAGACAAUCCAACCACAGCCAGAAACUCUCUGCUGGCUCAGCACUACCGAUGGGCCACAUCUGCUGGAGCCACACUCCUGGAUGAACAUGGCAAUGCUCUGCUUCCAUCAGCCAGUACAUCAGCAAAGGACAGCACUCUGGCACAAGUUGAGAUUUCACCACUGGUCUCAUACUUUGGAGAGGGUCUGGAGCAGCUGCUGAAAGGGAGGACGCUGACAGCUCCCUUCAUUCUGGAUGAAAAGAGGGCCAAAGAGCUGCAGGCUCAGUAGCAUCUUUCUGAUUCAAUGAGUGUUGUGUGACUGCAGCAGACAUUCCAGCGUUGUGUUGCUCAGAUGUCCAGAGUCUGGAUGCACAUGCCUGAGUAGGUUCCGCCCAAGGAUGCACAAUUUCCAAAAUGAGCUUCGGACUGUAUGUGAUUAUGAUGACAUCAGGCUACUGUGUCGUGCAUUUCAUGCCAUUUUCAACUUGCUAAGCUACAAUGUGAUGUAAUCAGUUCAAAACCAAGAAGGAAGCAGUGAUGAGGUAUAGACAUUUAUAAUAAAUUGUUUGGAUUCACCAACAAAUAAAUCGUGUAAUAAAAAUCUAAAUUGUGUGAAAUCA
Molecule: messenger RNA, 2202 nt
Organism: Stegastes partitus (bicolor damselfish)
Lineage: Eukaryota; Metazoa; Chordata; Actinopteri; Pomacentridae
Gene: uap1l1
Product: UDP-N-acetylglucosamine pyrophosphorylase 1 like 1
Exons: 9
Coding region: 363-1871 (502 amino acids)
Biological process (GO): UDP-N-acetylglucosamine biosynthetic process
Molecular function (GO): UDP-N-acetylglucosamine diphosphorylase activity
Source: RefSeq, a predicted model, not a curated record